AUGUUCAAAAAGUCAAAUAGCUUAAAAAGAGCAUUAAGUGUUCCAUGGAUACAUUCAAGCAGUUCUUUAAAAUAUGCCAAGAAGUGGUAUCCAGAUGUUGAAUACUAUAAACAAUAUGCAGGACCUGUCUUGUAUCCAGAUUGGGAUGUUACAGGAUGGAAGCCUAAAUGGAAUGGACUUAAACAUCCACCACAAUAUUCUUUCAAGAACUAUGUUAUCAAUUUUGGUCCUCAACAUCCAGCUUGCCAUGGUGUUUUAAGACUUGUCCUCACCUUAGAUGGAGAAACUAUAGUUCGGGCUGAUCCCCAUAUUGGAUUAUUACACAGAGCAACUGAAAAGCUUAUAGAAUAUAAAACGUAUAUGCAAGCUCUACCUUACUUUGAUAGACUGGACUACGUCUCUAUGAUGGCAAAUGAGCAAUGUUUCUGUCUGGCUGUUGAAAAAUUGCUGAAUAUUAACAUUCCAAAAAGAGCGAAAUACAUUAGAACUUUAUUCUCGGAAAUAUCUCGCUUACUAAAUCAUCUGGUUGCUAUUGGCUGCGGCGCCAUUGAUCUAGGAGCAAUUACAUUAUUUUUUUGGUUUUUCGAGGAGCGUGAGAAAUUGAUGGAAUUUUACGAGCGCGCUUCUGGUGCCCGGAUGCACGCAGCAUAUGUGCGUAUUGGAGGUGUACAUCAAGACAUUCCUCUUGGUCUUUUAGAUGAUAUCUAUGAUUUUAUAUCAAAAUUUGGAGAGCGUUUAGAUGAAGCAGAAGAUGUCAUAACAAAAAACAGACUGAUUAUAGCAAGGACGCAAGAUAUUGGAAUUGUGAAUGCUCACGAUGCUCUUAAUAUGGGUUUUAGUGGCGUUAUGCUUAGAGGAUCUGGAGUAAAGUGGGAUUUACGUAAAAGCCAGCCCUAUGAUGCAUAUUGCGAUAUGGUAUUUGAUGUACCAAUUGGAAGUAAAGGCGAUUGCUAUGAUAGGAUGUUAGUGCGGUUAGCCGAAAUGCGCCAAUCUCUGCGCAUUAUAGAACAAUGUAUUAAUCGAAUGCCUGCCGGUGAAGUCGCAAUCGAUGACAUGAAAAUUAGUCCUCCUCGCAGGAAAACUAUGAUACAAUCAAUGGAGGGUUUGAUAAAUCAUUUUAAAUUGUUCAGCAGAGGAUUUGAUGUUCCCCCUGGUUCAACUUAUACUGCAAUAGAAGCUCCAAAAGGUGAAUUUGGAGUAUAUUUGGUGUCGGAUGGAUCCAGUAGACCAUAUAGAUGCAAGAUAAAAGCACCAGGAUUUGCGCAUCUUGCCGGUCUGUCGACUUUGGCCCCUAAAUUAUUCCUUGCAGAUAUUUGUGCAGUGCUUGGGACGUUAGACAUUGUUUUUGGCGAAAUAGAUAGAUAA
Molecule: messenger RNA, 1365 nt
Organism: Ctenocephalides felis (cat flea)
Lineage: Eukaryota; Metazoa; Arthropoda; Insecta; Siphonaptera; Pulicidae
Product: NADH-ubiquinone oxidoreductase 49 kDa subunit-like
Exons: 9
Coding region: 1-1365 (454 amino acids)
Biological process (GO): mitochondrial electron transport, NADH to ubiquinone
Molecular function (GO): quinone binding; NADH dehydrogenase (ubiquinone) activity; NAD binding
Source: RefSeq, a predicted model, not a curated record